Messenger RNA from Penicillium argentinense, 651 nucleotides. Its product is annotated as Diaphanous autoregulatory. Gene Ontology annotation, cellular component: cell division site; mating projection tip. Bases 1 to 651 code for a protein of 216 amino acids. The transcript has a single exon. NCBI's taxonomy places the organism in Eukaryota, Fungi, Ascomycota, Eurotiomycetes, Eurotiales, Aspergillaceae. Gene Ontology annotation, biological process: mitotic actomyosin contractile ring assembly; barbed-end actin filament capping; actin filament bundle assembly. The record is from RefSeq and is a predicted model, not a curated record.
AUGGAUUCGCUGCUCGAGAAGCUGCGUGCUGCCGCACCCCAAGCCAAGGACCAACGAGACCGCCGCCGCCGUGCUCGUCUCAAGGAGCGCCAUCAAGUCCGCGUUGCUUCCGGUCAGCAUGUGCCCGAUGGCGGUGCUGAAGAAGGCAACAACGAGAACGACAAUGCGGCCAAGACCGAGGCCGCUACCGACGAGAAUGGCCUUUUGAGUCCACCGCUCCCCGAAGAGGGUGAAAAUACCACCAUGGAGGCCCAAACCUCCGAAGGCGAAGACAUUGCAGACCGCGCAGCCAGUAUGCUUCUUGGAUUGAGGAGUAACUCCGAUGCUGGCGGCGAGCGCCAGAGACGACGACGAGAGAGUGCCGACGAAGAACGUCGGAAUCGCCGCAUGAGACGGCGAAAUGGAGCAACGAGUGGAAGUAAGGAUAGUGCUGAUGGGUCUGGUCUUCCGCCCGUACAAGAACCCAUGUCUCCGUCACGAACGGAUUCUAUAGGGACAGAAGACCAAGCUCCGCCGAGCCCGCCUCAGGACGGCUCACAGGCAUCCGCACCACCUUCUAUCGUUGUUUCCGACCAGCAUGAUGACCAACACAAACAAGAACACUCGGCUGACGGUACAUCUGCCAGCCACCCGAUUGAAUUGUCGGAUUGA